UUAUCAUUAGAGAGAAGAAGAGAGAAAAAUGGAGAAUGUUCAAAACAAAAGAAGAGCAAUGGCUGUGAUUGAGACAAGUUUCGAAGCACUUCCUUUAGAGAUACAAACGGAGAUACUGUCACGUUUGCCUCUGAAAACCUUGGCAAAAUGCAUCUGCACCUCAAAGAAAUGGGCGUCUCUUAUCCGCACAAAAGAAUUCACAAAUCUUUUCUUGAGCCGAUCGACAACAAAGCCUCGAUUGCUAUUUGCGGUCUAUCAAGAUCAAAUAACCAAGAGUGAGGUGUUGUUUCAGUCUGUUUAUCAAGAUGAGGAACCAUUGUUGUCUUCUGGUCUGCAACAAGUGCUUCUUUCUCCAGACCCAGGAUACGUGGCUUCUUCACCCGUCCGAGGUUUAAUCUGUCUUCGUUUAAAAACAAAGUUUAUGAUUUUCAACCCGGGUACGAACAAGGGUCAGGAUUUAACUGAGAUCCCAGUGCCAAAAGAAAGCACACCCCUAAUGUUUUUCUUCGGAUACGAUGAACUCAAAGAUGUGUACAAGGUGUUAUGCAUAGCAGAAGUGACCAAGGAAGAACAACAUAUUUUCACGAUAGGAACGAACGAAGCAGAUUGGAGACGGAUCACAUGUGAGCAUCAACAUUCUCCAACUCCUACUGCACAAGGUCUAUGUAAAGAAGGAGUUUUGUACUAUCGAGCUAGGUCCAGUACUGGCAGAGGUCUGGUAAUGAUGUUCAACAUGAGGUCUGAAGGGUUUAGUGUCACUGAGUUACCUGAGGACAUGAACAUUGAGAAUGGUUGGGAUGUGUCGCAUUGCAGAGGUGAUCUUGGUUGGGAACUGGUGAAUUACAAUGGUGAUCUUGCCUUAGUGGAUGACUCUCAAUUUUCACGUGAAGUUGUGUACGAGUGGAAUUGGAAAAAAGUCUUUCACAUAUGGGUUAGAAAUGAAGCCGCAGGAACCUGGUCAAAGAACCACAUUGAGAUCCUUCUUUUUUAAAAAAUAUUUGAUGAGCCUACGCCGUAUUUUUUCAGAGGUACCACCAGAACAGGAAAACUUGUUUUCUCAAUGAAGCACUAUUUGCGAUAUAAUUAUGGCAAAAGCCCACUCUGUGUUUUCUAUUACGAUCCAAAGGCAAAAGAUCUCACAAAAUAUAUUUUUCAAGGAGUAAAGAUGGGUCAUUGUCUUCGAUGCUACUUGGAUCAUGUUGAUACUCCUAUGCUUAUUUGAAGGAGCACAUGAGUUGGUGGUCGUCCAUUGGACUAUUGAAGUAUCCGAAACUGGUUUGUUUAAUGCUAAAUAAUAAUGUUAGUCUCUCGACUAAUAAUACUAUAUCUUAUGGGGAUUGUUCGUUUUCGUGUCUAUUAUCGUUUGAUCUUCAUUUAUGCUAAAUAAAUAAUAUAUGUCUAUUUCAUAUGUAAACGCUACGAUAGUGGCGUUUCUUUAACUCUGUUUCUCUGGCCGCGGGAGCUUUUUCAUAAAAUAAA
Molecule: messenger RNA, 1479 nt
Organism: Camelina sativa (false flax)
Lineage: Eukaryota; Viridiplantae; Streptophyta; Magnoliopsida; Brassicales; Brassicaceae
Source: RefSeq, a predicted model, not a curated record